Messenger RNA from Aspergillus saccharolyticus JOP 1030-1, 1335 nucleotides. Its product is annotated as putative MFS transporter. The coding region runs from base 1 to 1335 and encodes 444 amino acids. The record is from RefSeq and is a predicted model, not a curated record. Gene Ontology annotation, molecular function: transmembrane transporter activity. Gene Ontology annotation, biological process: transmembrane transport. The transcript has 7 exons. Lineage: Eukaryota; Fungi; Ascomycota; Eurotiomycetes; Eurotiales; Aspergillaceae. Gene Ontology annotation, cellular component: membrane.
AUGGCGCUUAAGGUCUCCGGUACAGACACAACAGCAGUUGACCACCUCGAAUCAAUCGAGAAAAUAGAUCCCUAUGCAGCUGCUCCAGGUAUCGAAAUAGAUGCAGCGGCCGAUAAGCGACAAUUUUGGAUGAUCACUCGCCGUAUUCUGGUCAUCCAGAUUGUCACCUAUUUCUUCCAGUCCCUCGACAAAGGCAUUCUCAACUAUGCCUCCAUCAUGGGUAUCAAGGACGAUGCACACCUGUACUCGUUACUGGGAACCAUUCUGUACGUCGGAAUUCUGGUGGGCGAAUACCCCCAGAACCUGCUGCUACAGAAGUUCCCAGUCGCAAAGACGCUCUCCAUCAAUGUGUUUAUCUGGGGCGCGGUCGUGGCAUGUUCGGCCGCAUCGACACGGUUCGGAUCCCUGAUGGCGGUGCGGUUCUUGUUGGGUACAGCCAUGUGGUAUAAGCGAGAAGGGCAAUCAUUGUUGAAUUCGAUCUGCCCUACAUCCUCAGGAACCCCUCACAAUCAGAUCGGUGGUCUUCUCGCUUAUGGCACAUCCCAUUACGUCAGUGGGGUGAUCAAAAAUUGGCAAUUGCUCUUUUUGGCCCUCAGAUGCGCGACAUGCGUCUGGUCAUUCUUCAUAGGGGGUUUCCAGCCAGACAGCCCUCUCUCCGCCAAACGCGUACGGCACAACGAGACGGGGAUCGAGAAUCGGACAUUCAAAAAGUACCAAGCUUUGGAAAAGAUCCAGGAUCCCGUGGUCUGGUGCUGUGUGAUGCUUAUCCUCGUUGCCAACCUGAUCAUUGGUGGCCUAGGGGUACUCUUCAACCUGAUCAUUGGAGAGUUUGGUUUCUCGCUGCUGCAGACUCAGCUUCUGAAUAUUGCCCAGGGCUCCUGGACUAUCAUCGUCAUGGUGGGGUCCGCGUGGUACUCGCAACGCUUCCAACAGACAUGUUUGAUAAUGAUUCUCUGGUCUAUCCCCGCCAUCGUGGGAACCAUCGUCAUCCUCGUCGUCACCCCGACGGCUUCAAACGCCGGUGGCAUGCUCAUCGCCUUCUACUGCACGCAGUUCUUCCUCGCCGAGGGCAAUAUGAUCAUCUCUCUGGUCACCCGAAACACCGCCGGCCAGACCAAGAAAAAUCUUCCAGCAUCCGAUGCUCCGCGAUACCUGCACGGGUUUCUGGCACAUAUUGUGGUCUACGCUGUUUUCAUCGCCUUGACGCUGCUGACACGGUUGAUUCUGACGCGUCGUAACAGAUCCGAAGAGCAGGAGGGUGGCCAUGUUUCCCACGAGUUGGCGCUCCAGGACCUUACUGAUCGAGAGAACCCGAACUUUCGAUAUGUCUAUUAG